CGGGACUCCAAGGCCCACCUGUGGAGUGGGUCUGAGAUUCCCAGGCUGUGCUCUCGGUCAAGUUGUCUAUUGUUAUCAAAUGUGGGCUGGGCGGCGGCAUCUGUGACUUCAUCCCGUGGUGGCUGGAGCCUGGGAUAAAAGUCACGGUUGUCCCAAAGGUACAGCCAGACUCCGCCCCGGGGAGCUGUUGUGCUUGCAUUGCUGGGUUGCUGAUAGACUGAUUGGUGGCGUGUACUUUUGUCACAAGAAUCAUAACCGCAAUGACAGCCACACAGCGUGGACCUAGAGUGUUGCUCAACUCUGGACAAGACAUGGUUGUAGGCAGACAUGCUUCCUGCUUGCUGGGCUUAGAGCACGGAUGCUAAGGACAGACACGAAGGGCUUGGGAAAGGCAUGAAGAUGCAUGGAGUCCAGAAGAGAGAAUAAGAAAAGCAAGCAUUUUGUUUUGGGUGGGAUUGCUUUGUCGUUUUAAGAGACAUUUCGUGAUCCACGGUUGCGCUCCCGUGAAGAGCGAGUCUAGAGGAGGAAUCGGAAGCGGCGGCGGCGAGCUCGACUCAGGUUGAUUUAGAAUACGGGUGACAGUGGCCUGGCGCGAGCCCAUUGCUGACGAAAGCGGCUUAUCCCGCGCGGUUUCCAUGGAGACGAGCUGGAGCCGCGGCGGCGGCGGGGCUGUCAGCGAGCGCGGCGGAGCUGGCGCGUCCGUGGGGGUCUGCAGGAGGAAGGCGGAGGCCGGGGCCGGGACCCUCGCGGCAGACAUGGACUUGCAUUGUGACUGUGCAGCCGAAACGCCGGCAGCCGAGCCGCCGUCGGGGAAGAUUAAUAAAGCUGCCUUCAAAUUAUUCAAGAAGAGGAAAUCGGGUGGCACCAUGCCCAGCAUUUUUGGGGUCAAAAACAAAGGGGACGGGAAAGGCUCGGGUCCGACGGGGCUGGUGAGGAGCAGGACCCACGACGGGCUCGCCGAGGUGCUGGUGCUGGAGAGCGGCAGGAAGGAGGAGCCGCGCGGCGGGGGCGACAGCGGCGGGGGCGGCGGGGGGCGGCCGAACCCGGGGCCCCCAAGAGCCGCGGGCCCCGGCGGGGGAUCCCUCGCCAGCAGCUCGGUGGCCAAGUCGCACAGCUUCUUCUCGCUGCUGAAGAAGAAUGGGCGCUCGGAAAACGGCAAGGGAGAGCCCGCGGACGCUAGCAAGGCCGGCGGCAAACAAAAGCGGGGGCUGCGGGGGCUGUUCAGCGGCAUGCGCUGGCACAGGAAGGACAAGAGGGCCAAGGCGGAGGCCGCGGAGGGGCGCGCGCCCGGGGGCGGCCUGAUCCUGCCCGGCUCGCUCACCGCCAGCCUGGAGUGCGUCAAGGAGGAGACGCCCAGAGCCGCGCGCGAGCCGGAGGAGCCCAGCCAGGACACCCCGCGAGACCCAGCAGGUGAGCCCGCAGGGGGAGAGGAGGUGCCCGCCCCCGCCGACCGCGCCCCAGCGCGGAGCUGCGGAGAGGCCGAGGGCCCCUCGCGCCCCAGCGACACCGGCGCCCGGGGAGAGGACGCCGCGGGGCAUCGGCGCGCCGAGAAGCCCCGGGCACCCCCCGAGCCGGGGCCCGGGGAGGUCCGCACGGCCGAGGACGCUUCCAGGACUGGGGCCGUUCCCGUAAAGACGGUCCCCCUUGUCGACUCCGAAGGCGGCAGCGGCCGGGCGUCCGCCGCCCCGGACCCUGCCUCGGUCGAUCCACCCUCAGACCCGUCGGCAGAUCGUAUUUGUUUGAUGUUUUCUGACGUGACUUCACUGAAAAGCUUUGACUCUCUUACAGGCUGUGGAGAUAUUAUUGCAGACCAAGAGGAAGAGGCAGGUCCCAGCUGUGACAAGCAUGUCCCCGGGCCAGGCAAGCCGGCUCUCUCUAAAAAGAACCCCGGCGUGGUGGCCUACCAAGGAGGCGGGGAGGAGAUGGCCAGCCCGGACGAGGUGGACGACACCUAUCUGCAGGAGUUCUGGGACAUGCUGUCACAGACCGAGGAGCAGGGACCCGGGCCCCAGGAGGGCGCGGCCAACGCGGCAGCUGCACUGGAAACCAAGGUGGUGCCUGAGACCCCCAAAGACACCAGGUGUGUGGAAACGGCCAAGGACGCGUCCUCGGUCAAGUGCAGGAGGCUCAACCGUAUUCCCAUUGAGCCCCAUCCGAAGGAGAAGCCCAAGCACCCGGAGAAGGAACAGCAGGAGGGCGUCCCCAACAGCGACGAGGGCUACUGGGACUCCACCACGCCAGGCCCAGAGGAAGACAGCUCGAGCAGCGGGAAGAAGGCGGCCAUCCCCCGGGAUAGCUACAGCGGGGACGCGCUCUACGAUCUCUAUGCUGACCCCGACGGAAGCCCAGCAACCCUUCCUGGAGGGAAGGACAGCGAGGAGACGUCCUGCUUGUCCCGGUUAAAGCCCGUGUCUCCAGGCACCAUCACCUGUCCACUGCGAACACCAGGCAGCUUGCUAAAGGACUCUAAGAUCCCUAUUAGCAUCAAGCACCUGGCCAACCUUCCAUCUAGCCAUCCCGUGGUGCACCAGCAACCCUCCAGGAGUGAGAUGCCCAGAACAAAAAUCCCGGUUUCUAAAGUGCUGGUCCGCAGAGUCAGCAACCGGGGCUUGGCUGGGACCACCAUCAGGGCAGCGGCCUGCCACGACAGUGCCAAAAAGUUGUGAGGUCUUCCAGGCCACGGUGGACGGGCCACAUGUCAAGGAAUACAAUUUUGCCCUGGAAACCACUCAAGUAAGUUUUGCUUUUCCUAAAGAAAGUCUUUUAGAAACCCCCUGCUCCAGAGCGUGGACCGAGGAGGUCUUUGUGCCCUGAGCAGGGUCCGGAUAACACCAGAAAGAGGGAUGCUACAUUUGGGAUUCUCCUCUCAAGAUAACUCCAUGAGAAUUAUUUUCAAGCACUUUUUUCUUUUUUACCUUUAGGUUUUUCUUCUUUUUUCUUUAAUGCACUGAACACUUGGAAGUCACCUUUACUUGCCUUUGCAGAAAACAGGACUUAGCCAAACCUAAGUAAGAGUCAUGCCUGGAUGUUGGCAUGAGCCAGUGUCCAGAAGCCUGGAGGAACCACUGAAGAACCAGAGGAGAUCUCCUCUUCCAAGACAUGUUUCCUUCUUUCCCUUCUUUCCUCUUUCCUUUCCAGGAAAAAAAAAAAAGACCCUUUGCUAUAUCACUGUGUGGAAAACACCUCCAAAGCUGAAACAGCCAGGUAUUUACCUGACGAGCAGAGGGCACCACUGAUUGGCAGAAAACUUCCUUACCUUCAGUUGCUAGGUAUGCAAAUUGAUAAGUAUCUAACACUAGGAAAAUAAAGGCGAGUUUUGGUUUGA
Messenger RNA from Sapajus apella (tufted capuchin), 3325 nucleotides. RefSeq names its product APC membrane recruitment protein 2 (gene AMER2). The transcript has 2 exons. The record is from RefSeq and is a predicted model, not a curated record. Gene Ontology annotation, biological process: regulation of canonical Wnt signaling pathway. Gene Ontology annotation, cellular component: plasma membrane. NCBI's taxonomy places the organism in Eukaryota, Metazoa, Chordata, Mammalia, Primates, Cebidae. The coding region runs from base 636 to 2666 and encodes 676 amino acids. Gene Ontology annotation, molecular function: phosphatidylinositol-4,5-bisphosphate binding; beta-catenin binding.